Molecule: messenger RNA, 464 nt
Organism: Trypanosoma cruzi
Lineage: Eukaryota; Euglenozoa; Kinetoplastea; Trypanosomatida; Trypanosomatidae
Product: dispersed gene family protein 1 (DGF-1), putative
Exons: 1
Source: RefSeq, a predicted model, not a curated record
AUGGUCGACGGUGCAAGUGAGACACGCCACGACAGCCCUGCUGAUACGUGUCUGGGUCGGUGGAUGCGGUCUUCGGUGGGUGCGUGUCCGCGCAGCCGGCACCGUGUGCGGAGCAGGGCCAUUGCGGCUGUGCGUGCGGCGCUUCUUUUGGUGUUGGUGCUGGUUGCGGCGGCAUGGAUGCCCGCGGUGCAUGCGGUGGUGUUGCGACUGCGGGGCGGCACGGUGGACAGAGCCAUCACGGUUGGCCGUGCCGUGGACACGGUGCUGAUGGACGGCGUUUCCAUCACGAACGGCGUGGCUGUGGUGUUCGACGUUGCGGCGAUGCUUCCCGGUCCGCUGCGCAUCGAAUUGAGGAACUGCGUGUGCGACGGCGGUGCGCAGAUCUACGUGCGGGGCUACAACGGCGAGCCGGCGAGUGACCGGAGCCUGGAGGUGAGCGUGAGCGGGCUUCCCGGCGAAUACUG